CUUCAAGACUGAGUCUUGAUUAAGCAGAACCAGAAAUCUAUCAGCUGCAUAUACUUGUAUUCUGAGUUGGAUAUUUACUGGAAUUUGGCUUAUUUUUGUGUUGAUUCAGCUUCUGAAAGUGAACUAUUUGGCUAAUUUUUCUGAAACAGUUUAUAGUAGUAAGUGAUGAACAAUUUCAAUUGAAUUUACGGUUUAGGGUUUAUAAUUAGUACAGUAGGCUCAUAAUUUUGAUUAAUAACAAUGUUUUAUUGAAUUUUCCCCCUUUCCUGUCUAAUUGAGCUCCUGCAUAUAUAAGGCUGUUAUUGUUGUUAUUCUGCUUCAAAUUGCCUCUUCCCGUUAUAGAUAUGUAGCACUUUUUGUAUAAUUCGCAGUCUCUGAGUCUUGAAUGCCAACAUGUGGUUCUUAGUAGGAGGCGAAAGGCCGGUUUCUUGAUCUUUGGAUGUAGAUAAUUGUUGUUUGAGUAUAGAUACGGUCUUGGUUGAAGGUAGCAUCUUAUGGAAAAUGCCGCUUUGGUUUCUUGCUCUUUGAACCUCUUGUCGGGCAGCAGGUCGUGCAACAAGCCCCCGAGCCUUCUUACACCCUCUGCCUCUGUUAGUUUGCAGGUUUCUCAAUCACCAUUCCGAAAGAUUCAUCUCAAUGGCGAUAAAAGAUUGCGAAAAUAUCAUACUGUCUAUGCAAUGGCUGUCUCGAUGGGGCAGGAAACGAGGGCUCAGCCCGGAUCAGGGUCUGAUAACGGCUCCGACGAAGCUUCUUCGCCAAAGAAGGUCAUGGUGAUCGGGGGUGAUGGAUAUUGUGGUUGGGCUACUUCGUUGCAUCUCUCAAACAAGAACUACGAGGUUGCUGUUGUGGACAAUCUCGUCCGUAGGAGUUUUGAUCACCAGCUAGGUCUUGAUUCCCUCACUCCCAUCGCAUCCAUCCACAACCGGAUCAGGCGUUGGAAGUCCCUCAUGGGUAAAGACAUCGGGCUCUACGUUGGAGACAUAUGUGACUUUGAGUUCUUGUCCGAGGCCUUCAAGUCGUUCGAGCCCGAUGCUGUUGUCCACUUUGGGGAACAGAGAUCUGCUCCGUACUCCAUGAUUGAUCGGUCAAGGGCCGUUUACACGCAGCACAACAACGUGAUAGGUACCCUAAACGUUCUCUUUGCCAUAAAGGAAUUCGGGGAGGAUUGCCAUCUCGUGAAGCUCGGGACCAUGGGAGAGUAUGGGACCCCAAACAUAGACAUUGAGGAGGGGUUCAUCACGAUCACACACAAUGGGAGGAUCGACACUCUGCCUUACCCGAAGCAGGCUAGCUCGUUCUACCAUCUCAGCAAGGUGCACGAUUCUCACAACAUUGCGUUUACUUGCAAGGCGUGGGGGAUCAGAGCCACGGACCUGAACCAGGGGGUUGUCUAUGGAGUGAAAACUGAGGAGACGGCCAUGCACGAGGAGUUGUACAAUAGGUUGGAUUAUGAUGCGGUGUUUGGAACUGCGUUGAACCGGUUCUGCGUUCAGGCUGCAGUGGGUCACCCGCUUACCGUCUAUGGCAAAGGAGGGCAGACCAGAGGAUACCUCGACAUACGAGACACGGUCCAGUGCAUCGAGCUUGCUAUAGCAAACCCUGCCCAAAGGGGCGAGUUCCGCGUCUUCAACCAAUUCACAGAACAAUUCUCAGUGAACGAGCUCGCAGCCCUUGUCACGAAAGCAGGCAAGAAGCUGGGCCUCGAUGUUCGGACGGUGUCCGUGCCCAACCCUAGGGUGGAGGCGGAGGAGCACUACUACAACGCGAAGCACACUAAGCUUGCGGAAUUGGGACUCGAGCCCCAUCUCCUAUCAGACUCGCUCCUUGACUCGUUGCUCAAUUUUGCAGUCCAAUACAAGGACCGGGUCGAUUCCAAACAGAUAAUGCCGAGCGUGUCGUGGAGGAAAACUGGAGCCAAGCCGAAGACGGUCCCCGCCUAAUCGAACUUUCUUUGUUUGUAUCCCCUUUAGAUGUAGGAUGUGUGUUGUAUCAUUAACUAUAGACAAUAUCAUAUCAAAAAGCUAUUUAACAUUCAAUACUACCCAAUUGAGGAAA
This is a messenger RNA of Salvia splendens (bonfire salvia), 2055 nucleotides long. RefSeq names its product UDP-sulfoquinovose synthase, chloroplastic. The transcript has 3 exons. The record is from RefSeq and is a predicted model, not a curated record. Lineage: Eukaryota; Viridiplantae; Streptophyta; Magnoliopsida; Lamiales; Lamiaceae. Bases 495 to 1940 code for a protein of 481 amino acids.